This is a messenger RNA of Annulohypoxylon maeteangense, 1764 nucleotides long. RefSeq names its product subtilisin-like serine protease pepD. Gene Ontology annotation, molecular function: serine-type endopeptidase activity. NCBI's taxonomy places the organism in Eukaryota, Fungi, Ascomycota, Sordariomycetes, Xylariales, Hypoxylaceae. Bases 426 to 1661 code for a protein of 411 amino acids. The record is from RefSeq and is a predicted model, not a curated record. The transcript has 4 exons. Gene Ontology annotation, biological process: proteolysis.
GUCAUGAAGUUCAAAAAAACGCCGAUGAGCAGGGGUCUUUCUUAGGUAGGCUACUGGUGCGGUGUCCACUUCACACAGCCAAACAGCUUACUCGGCUCACCGCUUGGCAAUGGGACGGCAAUUUCCCAAGACCCUUCCGGUGUGGUUACCGGGUCCCAUCAACAUUGGCCUCGGCGGGGUCCCAUGCAGGUAAUAGCGGUCCCCCGGCAUUCUUUUUCUGGGCGAGUCGGACGAUGUUGGGGCUUGCGAAAUAGGAUAUUAAUACGAGGCGACAAGAAGACACGCUUCCCGGUUUCUAGGACGGAUAAUAGGGGCGGUCUCGGAAAUGAACAGAACCCUAUAUUUACCAUGUCUAGGCCCCAAUGCCGAAGCUUCUUUUUUUCCCGUUUCCGCUCCAGCUUCCACAGCUACUGACGUGACGGAUCAUGAUGCAGCACUUGGCAAGAUUAGCUUUGGGUAUAUUCGCGAUCGCCGGUCCCGCGCUCGCCGCGCAGGUUGACAUUCUAGAUCUGGAAGAUGGCGAUUUGGUUCCGGGGAAGUAUAUCGUCAGCCUGAAGCCGGCCGUAGAUGUAGAGGCCCACCUGAGCUGGGUACGCGACAUCCACAAGCGAAACCUCGACUGGUGCGUCACGGCAGGGCUGGAGAAGUCAUUCAGCUUCAGUGGGUUCACCGCAUACGCGGGCGAGUUUGAUGACGAUACCAUGGCAAAGAUCUUGGCCGAUACAAAUGUCCUAUCUGUAGAACAAGACAGAGUGGGUCGUAUAUCGUCUCUAGUACAACAGGGCAAUGCGCCAUGGGGUCUUGAGAGCAUAUCGUCGCGCACGCCUAUCGCCGACACAAACACACGAGGCCACACCUACUCCUAUGACAGCACAGCUGGGAACGGAACGUUCGCCUACGUGUUGGAUUCUGGCGUCCUGACCAAUAACACUCAAUUCAAUGGUCGCGCCAUCAAGGGCUACAACGCGUGGAACGGGACCGAAUCCUUCGACGACCACUUCGGCCACGGCACUCACGUCGCCGGUACCAUCGCCGCCGAAACGUAUGGCAUAGCGAAGCAAGCCACCGUUGUCGACGUCAAGGUCGUCAGGAGUGUCGGCUACUCGACACUCUCGCACGUAAUCGACGGCAUCAACUGGGUCGUGAACAACGUGACCAACACGCCCGGCCGCGCAGGCAAAUCCGUCAUUAACAUGAGUUUAGCAUUCUCAACCUCAACAACCCUAAACCGCGCCGUCGACGCCGCCAGCGCCGCCGGAAUCCUCUCCGUCGUCGGCGCCGGCAACGACAACGCGCUCGCAUCAACGCGCUCCCCGGCAUCCGCCAGCACCGCGUUAACCGUCGGCGCAAUCACGCACAACCGCACCCGCGCCUCCUUCAGCAACUACGGAAGCGACGUCGACGUAUUCGCGCCCGGCGUCAACGUCGCGUCUUUAUGGAACGAAGAAGGCGCCGAAAGGAUCCUCAACGGAACCUCGAUGUCGUCGCCGCACGUCGCGGGGCUAGCACUGUACCUCAAAGGGCUGGAAGACGGGCUCGACACGCCGGCCGCGACGAUAAAGCGGAUCAGGGAGUUAUCUGUGCCGGACGUCGUGGGGAAUGCCGGGGAGGGAAGCGCGAAUCUGUUGGCUUUUAACGGUAUCACAGUACCGACCUACUAGAGAAUUUUACGUUUUAUGAGGGAGGGAUGGAGGAGGAUGGUGGGGGGUUGUGGUGGUGGUUGUUACUAAAAAUAAUUACGAACAAAACUGUAUAUAUCGGAUG